ACCAUGUUAAACGUGUUAUGGGUAACACCCACUUAACUUUCGAAGAGAUAAGCACACUAUUUGCACAGGUGGAAGGUAUCCUUAACAGUCGCCCGUUGUGUCCUUUAUCCUCUAGUCCUAACGAUUUUCUUCCCCUCUCUCCAGGGCACUUUCUUAUUGGACGACCAAUCACUGCAUUACCUGCACCUGAGCUAGUGGAACAGAAGACGACCGCACUCCAACGAUAUGCUCGUCUUGAACAAAUAAGGCAACAUUUCUGGCAGCGCUGGCACAAAGAAUACAUCUCGGAACUGCAACAACGUUCCAAGUGGCGAACAAAGUAUGGACCAGCUUUGAAGAUUGGAGAUUUGGUCCUACUUCAAGAGGAAAACUUGCCUCCCUUAUGCUGGCGUCUUGGACGAGUUGCUCGUCUCUACCAUGGACCUGAUGGUGUGGCACGAGUGGCUGAUGUUAACACAACCAGGGGCUGCCUUAGAAGACCCCUCACCCGCAUCUGCCCACUUUUGGACGACGAAUCUGUUGAAAGGAAAUCUUUCAACGCGGGGGAGGAUGUUUAGGCUUUCAUUCAUGAGAAGAUUUAUUAUUACAUAUAUUUCAAGUUAAAGUUUUAUUCUACAAAGUUGCAACACAAGAAAUUAGUUUUUUACAACUGGUAUCACCGUUCCUGCCCAGGCGUCACUUUACUUGCAAGAGAGAAUCGAAGCCAUCAAAAUGGAGUCGAAUAAUCUAGCAUUAAUUUAACAAAUUAUUCAUAUUCAUAUUCAUGUAAGCGCAA
Melitaea cinxia (Glanville fritillary) is the source of this 775-nucleotide messenger RNA. RefSeq lists its product as uncharacterized. NCBI's taxonomy places the organism in Eukaryota, Metazoa, Arthropoda, Insecta, Lepidoptera, Nymphalidae. Bases 18 to 557 code for a protein of 179 amino acids. The record is from RefSeq and is a predicted model, not a curated record. The transcript has a single exon.